AUGGACCUCUUCCUCUACAACGACACCCAUCGCCUGUGGAUCUGUGGUCCCUGUGGAUUCGCCGUGCGGCCCGCCCAUCUCGCCGCCCACCUGGCCAACCGCCAUCCCAAGCAUCCCUCCGCGGCCACCCCGGCCCUCCGCCGGGCCGCCUGUGCCCUGAUGCUCAAGCGGCCCUGCUGGGACCCCGCGCGGGAGCCUGACCGUCCGGUCCCGCCGCCCCCGGCCCCGGGGAGUCCGCCGGUCCCGGGGCUCCCCGUCCACCCGGGCUAUCGCUGCCCCCACCCCGACUGUGCCUACAUCGUGUGCAAUCCUGAGAGCCUCCUGCGGCACCGGACCCGGAUCCAUGCGGACCGUCGACCCCGGGGCCGACAGCCCCCGGCCAGCCAGGUGUCCCCGCUGCCCCUGUAUCGGACCGUCAGCUGUCAGCGCUUCUUCCCCUCCGGUGCCGGCAGCGGUUUCUUCCAGGUCACCCCACCCGCGCACACGGAGCGGGCCCGCCAGGCGGCCACCAUGGGUGAGGUGGAGUUCAUCCGGAGGCAGGUGGCCGGGGCCCUCGCCGAGGACGCGGCGGCGGCGGAGGCCGGGGCCCAGCAGGUGCCGGACCCGGAUGCCAAAGCGCCCACCGAGAUAUCCCCCUGGCUGGAGCUCACCCGGUGGCCCGAGUUCCUGCAUGGGCAUGCCUUCACAGCGGUAGCCCCGCUGGCUGCACCACCGGAUCCCACAGCUGAGCCCCUUCUGACAGUGUUCAGCGCCAGCGUCGAGCGGCUGAUCGAGGCGGCCUACCAGUCCAUCAAGACGCGGCGGAUCAACGAGUUUGACCAGAUCCGAAUCAACAGCUUCCUGCAACGGCCACGGGUGUGGGACCGGCCCAUCCUGAUCCAGCUCCGGCCCUCCACCUACCGGGCCUACCGGCAGGUCUGGCAGCGGCUGAUCUGCUUCGCCUACCGCACCAGCCGCCCCAAUGCAGCCGUGCAGCUCGGCCACCAGCUCACCACUGCACAGCUGGCGGCCCUGGACCGGAUGGAGACGGCGGCAGCGGAGCUGCUGUCAUUGCCCUCGCCACCACUCUGCACACCCGGGCCCGGGGCGGCGGAUCAUCCACCAUGGACCACAGGAGGGGGCCCAUGGGUCGUCAUCCAGACGCCCCGUGGGGGAUCGGGAUCGGGACCCGGAGGGGGACCGGAGGACCGAGCGGCGCCAUGCAGCAUAUGA
Aspergillus chevalieri is the source of this 1212-nucleotide messenger RNA. RefSeq lists its product as uncharacterized. NCBI's taxonomy places the organism in Eukaryota, Fungi, Ascomycota, Eurotiomycetes, Eurotiales, Aspergillaceae. The coding region runs from base 1 to 1212 and encodes 403 amino acids. The transcript has 2 exons. The record is from RefSeq and is a predicted model, not a curated record.